Saccharomycodes ludwigii is the source of this 528-nucleotide messenger RNA. RefSeq names its product F1F0 ATP synthase subunit d (gene ATP7). Gene Ontology annotation, molecular function: proton transmembrane transporter activity. The transcript has a single exon. The record is from RefSeq and is a predicted model, not a curated record. Gene Ontology annotation, biological process: proton motive force-driven ATP synthesis. NCBI's taxonomy places the organism in Eukaryota, Fungi, Ascomycota, Saccharomycetes, Saccharomycodales, Saccharomycodaceae. The coding region runs from base 1 to 528 and encodes 175 amino acids.
AUGUCUUCAUUAGCUAAAUCUGCUGCCAAUAAAAUUGAAUGGGCCAAGGUUAUAUCCUCUUUGAAAUUGACCGGUAAGACAGCCACAGAAUUGGCUUCUUUUAGAAAGAGAAAUGAAGAAGCCCGUAGAAAGUUAUUUGAAUUAAAACAACAACCAACUGAUGUUGAUUUCAGUCAUUACCGUUCAGUCUUGAAGAAUGGUGAUGUUGUUUCCAAGAUUGAAUCCUACUUUAACUCUUAUAAGCCAGUUACUAUCGAAACCGCCGGCCAAAUCUCUGUUAUUGAGGCUUUCCAGAGCAAGGCCAUUGAAAAUGCCCAAGAAACUGAAAAGGUUGUUGCUAAGGAAUUAAAGGAUUUGCAAGAAACCUUGAGGAACAUCGAAAGUGCAAGACCAUUUGAUGAAUUAACUGUUGACGAAUUAGCCAAAUCUAAACCAGAAAUUGAGGCCAAGGUUGAAGAAAUGGUCAAAAAGGGUAAAUGGGAGGUUCCAGGUUAUGCUUCCAAAUUUGGUGAUUUGAAUGCUAUGUGA